Messenger RNA from Bursaphelenchus xylophilus (pine wood nematode), 625 nucleotides. The record is from the annotation of a GenBank genome assembly. Lineage: Eukaryota; Metazoa; Nematoda; Chromadorea; Rhabditida; Aphelenchoididae.
AUGUUCAUUCGAACCAAGUCAAAUUUUCGGAUGGCUCAGAACAGCAAUGAUGUUAUCCGUCAACUUCAGAAAGAAUUAGAUGAAAAGGCGGGGCCUUAUGUAUCAGAAGAAUACUUGAAGUUGGCGAGAAAGUUCGCGACUAAGAAGAUAAGUCUGGCCAUAUUUGAGAAGAAGGCCAAGGGCUUGAUUCCAAUCGAUCUCCACUCGAGAUUUAUUCUCAAUAUUGCUGACUUCAUGGAUGUAAGUUCAUUUUUAAAUGAGUUGUACGUUUAGAUGUCACUUGACGAAUGCUUCAAGCGAACAAGAAAACGGAAGAAAAGUCUAGCCGAAGAGAUUUUUGAUCAAAUUUAUUAUCAUCUGAUUUCUGUAGGCCUUUCUGGAGUAAUUUUUAAUAAGGAGGAUGCCAGGUGUACUGUAUCCGAGAUAAUCAAAUAUGCAAGGCUAGUGGAUUCAGAUGUACAGACAAACAGUUUUGGAUUUUCUUAUUUGGAUCCGAUACGGUAAGGGAAAAGGUGAUCAACUUCUAUAUUUGUAGUACGAAGAAAGAAAUUUCAUUGAAGGAUGUUGUAAAUGCAGUGGAGAAGUUCCAUUGGCUCUUGGAACCCCGUAUGGCCAAGGAUUUUAG